Thunnus maccoyii (southern bluefin tuna) is the source of this 2295-nucleotide messenger RNA. RefSeq names its product solute carrier family 6 member 11a (gene slc6a11a). Gene Ontology annotation, biological process: sodium ion transmembrane transport. The transcript is spliced from 14 exons. Gene Ontology annotation, cellular component: membrane. The coding region runs from base 410 to 2224 and encodes 604 amino acids. The record is from RefSeq and is a predicted model, not a curated record. Lineage: Eukaryota; Metazoa; Chordata; Actinopteri; Scombriformes; Scombridae.
CUUAGUACUUGGACUUUAAGCUCAACUUUAAAAAGGAGAAGCAUGUGGAAAGCAAUGUACACAGGCAAUGUACACUGAAAAAAAAAAGAAAUUCUUGGCCCCGUAACAACUCACUUUGGACCUUUAACAAGUAAUUAUCUAAAAUCUCUGUUGUGUUUUGUUACAAAAAAGCUAAUUACAUACUUCAUUCUUGAGUUGAGACUGACAGGUUAAUCUGUAUUCGUGACUUCUCCUAGUUAUCAGCCCCACUUUCAAAUCCCUCAAUACCAUGUGCUGGCAAAUUACUUUCUGGCGUACAUCUAGAGGUCCCCCUUGUGGCUAAAAUACCUUGCAGCCUGUCAAUUAGGUAGCCCCAUUCAAAUUUGCAUCAGACGGUCCCCAGCCAGUCAAUCCAGAAACUCAAGAAUCAAUGCCAGUCUUGCCAUUAGAUCACUUCUCCCUCAGCGAUAUGGCAGACUCUCUGGCCAGGCUGUGUCAUCUCCCUCCAAAGACUACUUCACAGUCUGUCAAGGAGCGAGGCAAGUGGGGUAGCAAAAAGGAGUUUAUUCUGUCUGUGGCUGGAGCUAUUAUUGGACUUGGAAAUGUGUGGAGGUUUCCAUAUCUGUGCUACAAGAAUGGUGGUGGUGCAUUCUUCAUUCCUUAUAUCCUAUUCCUUGUGACCUGUGGCAUUCCUCUGUUCGUCCUGGAAACAGCACUGGGCCAGUAUACCAGUCAGGGGGGAAUCAUGUGCUGGAGGAAAAUCUGCCCCUUGUUCGAAGGCAUGGGGUUCGCCAGCCAAAUGAUCAUUUUCUAUGGAUGUAUCAGCUACAUUGUGAUUUUAGCCUGGGCCUUUCUUUACUUUUUCUCCUCCUUCUCCGGAGAGUUGCCAUGGGCCACCUGUAAUAACACAUGGAAUACAGAUGCUUGUGUGGUAUUAAACCACUAUAAUGCCACUUUCAACUUGACCUCACCUUUGAAUUCAUCAUCAUCUGUUACAGAGUUUUGGCAACGACGGGUGCUAAAUAUAUCCACCGGCAUAGAGACGUUGGGAAACGUACAUUGGGACCUUUCUUUGUGCCUUCUUCUGGCCUGGGUCAUCUGCUACUUCUGUGUCUGGAAGGGAGUGAGAUCCACAGGAAAGGCCACCUACAUCACAGCUACAUUCCCCUUCGUCAUGUUAGUGGUGCUGUUUCUGAGAGGAAUGACCCUUCCAGGAGCCUUUCAUGGUAUCAAGUACUACCUGUAUCCCAAUCCUGAACGUUUGGCCGACCCACAGGUUUGGAUGGAUGCUGGAACCCAGAUAUUUUAUUCCUAUGCCUUAUGUUUGGGAUGUCUGACUACACUCGGGAGCUACAACAAGUACAACAACAACUGCUACAGAGACUCCUUCUAUCUUUGCCUGUUGAACAGUGGGACCAGCUUUAUCUCUGGCUUUGCCAUUUUCUCUAUUCUGGGCUACAUGUCACAAAAGCAGGGUGUCAAUAUUGCUUCAGUUGCUGAGUCAGGGCCUGGCCUUGUGUUCAUAGUCUACCCACAAGCUGUGACCCUUCUGCCGUGGCCUCAGCUCUGGUCCGUGUGCUUCUUUAGCAUGAUCAUCUUGUUAGGAAUAGAUGGCCAGUUUGCUGGGCUUGAAAGCAUCAUGACCUCUUUAGCAGAUAUCUACCCUUCCCAGAUCCGAAAAGGAUAUCGCAGAGAGCUUCUUCUGAUGCUGAUCUGUUCUCUUUGCUAUCUAUUUGGCCUGUUCUUGGUGUCAGAGGCUGGCGCAUACAUUCUGCAGAUUUUUGAUCACUAUGUAUGCAGUGGUCCCACUCUUCUUCUGAUGGCAAUCUUCCAGUCAGUGAUUAUUGGAUGGAUUUAUGGUGCUGAACGCUUCUAUGACAACAUUGAGGACAUGAUUGGGUACAAACCUCUACCACUGAUCAAGUACUGCUGGCUCUAUGCUACCCCUGUUAUUUGCAGUGGAACACUUGUAUUUUUGCUCCUGAGAUACACACCCAUGAAGUUCAACAACUCCUAUGUGUACCCUUGGUGGGCAUACUGGAUCGGUUGGUUUCUGGCCAUGUCAUCUCUUUCUAUGAUUCCAGUCACUAUGAUCUGCAAACUGGCCAAAGGAAAAGGGACACUCUGGCAGCGUCUCAAGACAAUCUCCCAACCUGCCAAUGAACUUUCAGUGGUGUCAAAGGAACUGGCGAGCAUCAGUACUCCAAUGCAUGUCCUCGAUGAUGGAAAAAACAGCAAUGUUUGAUGAAAUGCCAAUCCUUUGAAAUUAAUCUUUAUUUUUUAUUUUUAAAAACAUAUAGAGCAGGUUGUUUACUA